Juglans regia (Persian walnut) is the source of this 1537-nucleotide messenger RNA. Its product is annotated as protein DETOXIFICATION 27-like. The record is from RefSeq and is a predicted model, not a curated record. Gene Ontology annotation, biological process: xenobiotic detoxification by transmembrane export across the plasma membrane. The transcript is spliced from 9 exons. Gene Ontology annotation, cellular component: membrane. The coding region runs from base 1 to 1518 and encodes 505 amino acids. NCBI's taxonomy places the organism in Eukaryota, Viridiplantae, Streptophyta, Magnoliopsida, Fagales, Juglandaceae. Gene Ontology annotation, molecular function: xenobiotic transmembrane transporter activity; antiporter activity.
AUGGGGAACAGUUUGAACCAGGAAGAUGAUCAUGAAGAUCUGAACCAUUCGCUCAUACGGCCACAAUCGUCCAUACAAGAUGAAGCAGAUCAAGAUCAUCUAGAAGCUAAUAAAGACCUUUCCUCAAGGUUCUGGAUUGAAUCAAAGAAGCUAUGGCAUAUUGCUGGCCCCGCCAUCUUCAGCCGCAUCGUAACCUUCUCCAUGAACGUCAUCACUCUAGCCUUCGGUGGCCAUCUCGGCGACGCUGAGCUCGCUGCCAUUUCCAUAUCCCUCACUCUCAUCUGCGGCUUCAAUCUUGGCUUCAUGUUAGGGAUGGCGAGCGCCUUGGAGACACUGUGUGGGCAGGCCUUUGGGGCGAAGAGUUACCGCAUGUUGGGCAUAUACUUGCAAAGGUCAUGGGUUGUGCUCUUCCUCUGUGGUAUUUUGCUCCUCCCCAUUAACAUUUUUGCUGGUCCGAUUAUGAAGCUCAUAGGACUCUCCGACGAAGUGGCGGAGCUGGGGGAGGUGGUGGCCUUGUGCCUAAUACCGCUGCAGAUCGGAUUUACGUUUCUGUUCCCAGUGCAACGGUUCUUGCAGUCGCAACUUAAGACCUUUGUGAUUGCGUGGGUUUCUUUUGCUGCUUUGCUGGUUAAUUUGCUUGCUACUUGGCUCUUCCUUUAUGUGUUGGAUUUUGGGCUUGUUGGUAUUAUUGUUGCUUUGGAUAUCUCUUGGUGGGUUUUGGUUUUGGGGUUGUGUGGCUAUGCUAUGUGUGGUGGAUGUCCUGAAACUUGGACUGGAUUUUCUGCCCAAGCCUUUACGGGACUUUGGGAAUUCAUCAAGCUCUCUGCUGCUUCAGGAGUCAUGCUCUGCUUGGAGAGUUGGUACUACACAAUACUGAUGUUAAUGACUGGCUCCAUGGAGAAUUCCACAAUUGCCGUGGAUGCGUUGUCAGUCUGCUUGAACAUCAAUGGGUUGGAGCUCAUGAUCCAUAUCGCUUUCUUUGCUGGUGCAGGUGUAAGGGUGGCCAAUGAAUUGGGAGCCGGCAAUGCCAAAGCUGCGAAAUUUGCAGCAAUAGUGUCUGUGUCCUAUUCAGCUGUGAUUGGACUCUUCUUCUGCAUACUAAUCCUAAUAGUCCACGACAAGAUUGCAUACAUAUUCACGUCCAGCGCUGAUGUUGUCCAAGAAGUUGAUAAGAUGUCAUACUUGUUAGGGAUUACAAUUCUACUCAACAGUGUUCAACCAGUUUUAUCAGGGGUGGCUGUUGGGUCGGGAAGGCAAGCAACAGUAGCAUAUAUAAAUCUUGGUUGCUACUACAUUAUUGGGCUUCCUGUUGGAAUUCUAAUGGGAUGGGUGUUCGAUUUGGGCGUCAUGGGCAUUUGGGGUGGCAUGGUCUUCGGUGGGACGGCCGUUCAGACUUUGGUAUUGACCAUCAUGACAAUACGAAGCAAUUGGGUGACACAGGCUGAGGAGGCCAGCAAGCGUGUAAGUAAGUGGUCAAGUCCUAAACCAGAAGAUCAAUCAGAAGUACUCGAACAUUAAUAGAAUUCAUGUUCAUGGA